AUGCGAUCUGAUGCAGUCAAACUAUCACCAGAUGACUAUAAAUAUAUUAUGCAAUACAAAUAUGCAAAAUCCAAACCUUUAGAGAUGCUUAGAGAUAAAUAUUCUAUGUCCAAUACCCGUUUUUAUCAGAUAUGGAAAGGAAAAGAGGUUUGCACAAAUGUUUUGAAUCCAUAUUUAGCUGAUUUGGAAAGUGAUAUUUCAAUACCUAAAGUUGUGGAAGAGACAAAAAAGAGAAAAUCCAAGUUCGAGUCUGUGCGUAUUUUUGAUCAAUACUCUGUUA
Molecule: messenger RNA, 280 nt
Organism: Racocetra fulgida
Lineage: Eukaryota; Fungi; Glomeromycota; Glomeromycetes; Diversisporales; Gigasporaceae
Source: the annotation of a GenBank genome assembly